AUGGUGCAAGUGAAAAUGUCCAAAUCGGCCGCAGACCCGCUGCCUGGCGCCGAGAGCGGCUCUCAGUCCCAUUAUUUCCAGUUGCCAAGAAAGUUGCCGAAGCGCAAGAGCCGCUUCAAACGCUCAGAUGGCAGCACCUCUUCUGACACCACGUCCAGCUUCAUUAAGCGCCAGGGUUCAGCCGAUUCGUACACGAGCAGACCUUCGGAUUCCGACCUGUCAGCGGAGGAGGACCGCGAGGCGUAUCGGCGUGAAGCCGAGCGCCAGGCUCAGCUACAGCUUGAGAGAGCCAAGUCGAAGCCUGUGGCUUUCGCGGUACGGACGAAUGUAAAUUACUGUGGGGCUCUUGAUGAGGACUGUCCUGUUCAAGGUGCUGCCAUAAACUUUGAAGCCAAAGAUUUUCUGCACAUUAAAGAGAAGUACAAUAAUGACUGGUGGAUUGGGAGGCUGGUGAAAGAGGGGGCCGACAUCAGCUUCAUCCCAAGCCCUCUACGUCUGGAGGCCAUGAGGCUCAAGCAGGAGCAGAAACAGAGGAGAAGUGGAGGUAAUUCCUCUUCCAGCCUGGGCGACAUGGUGUCCGGAGGCUGGAGACCCACACCGCCCUCUGCAGGUGAGACCAAACAGAAGCAAAAACAGGCUGAACACAUUCCUCCCUAUGAUGUGGUGCCGUCCAUGAGGCCUGUGGUUUUAGUUGGACCUUCACUGAAGGGCUAUGAGGUGACUGAUAUGAUGCAGAAAGCUCUCUUUGAUUUUUUGAAACACCGCUUUGAAGGAAGGAUUUCUAUAACACGAGUAACUGCUGACCUCUCACUGGCAAAAAGAUCAGUCCUCAACAAGAGACCCAUCAUGGAGAGAUCCAACACUCGCUCCAGUCUAGCGGAGGUGCAGAGUGAGAUUGAGAGGAUAUUUGAGUUGGCGAAAACUCUCCAGCUGGUUGUUUUGGAUGCAGACACCAUCAAUCAUCCAGCCCAACUGGCCAAAACCUCACUAGCCCCUAUCAUUGUGUAUGUUAAGGUCACCUCACCAAAGGUCUUACAGAGGUUAAUAAAGUCGAGGGGUAAAUCCCAGAGCAAACACCUGAAUGUACAGAUGAUGGCAGGAGAUAAACUGGCACAGUGCCCACCUGAGAUGUUUGAUGUCAUUCUGGAUGAGAACCAACUAGAGGAUGCCUGUGAACACCUGGCUGAAUACCUGGAGGUGUACUGGCGCGCCACUCACCUGCCAGGCACCGCCCCCCUCAACCCGCUGCUGGAGCAAAAUCUGAUGAGUCCACCUUCAGCCAUCUCCAGCCUACAGAACCAGAACCAGCAGCUGUUGUCAGCAGGGGGUGCAGGGGGUGUGGAGGAGGAAGAGCAGGGAGAGCAGGACAGCCUCAUGCCGUCAGACGAGGCCAGUGACUCGCGCUCGCUCCGUCGCGGCACUUCACGCUCCCUGCAUCCCCAAGAGGACGACGAAGAGGAGGAGGAGGAAGAGGAGUGCGAAGAAGAAGAGGAAGAGUAUGAGCCCCCCAGACACUCCCACUCGUACCGGGACACGUACCCGCCCAACAGGAACCAUCCCGGCGGCGUCCACAGCGCCAACGGGCACGAGUCACAGGACCGGCUGCUGCAGCAACGAGACUCGCAGGACGGCCACAAUCACCGUGGCAACCGGCAGCGCCCGCGGGCCUGGCCAAGAGAUAACUACUGAGAGCCGAGUGGAGAGAUCAGAGAAGGAAGGAUGAAUAGAGGAGUGUGAGUGUACGGUAGUGUAUGGAUAUGCAGGAGAAAAAGGGGGCAGCUCUGCGGGGGGUAAAGUUGCAUCGGUACCGAGGAAUUAAAGCGCUAAAAAAAAGGAAUGAAUCGAAUUUACUUGAUUCAAAUGUGUGCAGCAUUUCUGCUAAAUAAAUAUAUUAUAUGAACACAACAAAAAAAGCUUAAAAAUGUGUAUGUUGGGAUACUAAAUUCACACUCACGUCACGUUCAUACCAAAUAUUUCAAUGCUGCUCCUGCAGGCUCUGCGUCAUUUAGUGGGGCAGUGCCCCAUCACCCAAUCAUGCCCCACUAAACCUCCUUUGGACAGAUUAGACCCCAACCCCAAAGGCCCCUCCAUGGUUUUCAGGUGCCCCACUCAUCAUCUAGUUCUGUUGCUGAGCCUGUAGUUCUGAAAAGCCACCAUUCCACACGCCUGACUCAAUAUUUGAACUUUCUGAAAGAUAUUGCUUUAGAAUUAAUCAGUCAAAAAAUAUUAUCUCUUUAUAACAAAAUGUAUUUGCGAAAGACUGCGGAUGAAAAUACUAAAGUCGAGUGUAAAAAAUGUACUGAGGUGGUGGAAAAAGACAGGAUGUGUUCAAAACCGGCCACUCUGGACAUACAGAAGAGAAAAUUCAACAAACCUGCUCAAGCAUCAGUCACUCAAACGCAUACACUCCAUGCUGAGAAGCAGUUCAAGCGGUCAUCUAAAUGAAGGGAUGUGCAACAAAAUACUAUUAAAUAAAACACUAAAUAAUAAUUUACAUUAAUUACUGAUCUGCGUUUCACCACAAAACUUUUACUUGCUUUACUGAUCAUUUGGGUUCUUUUAAAUCUGGUUUUUAUUGCUGGUUGUUGUCUUUUCUGACAGAAACAAAGGAGUAAAUAAUAACUUUAGCUUUGAGAGUAAUAAACUAGAAUUGUGCUCCCAAGACUACUUGGAAAGUGUUCACGACUACUUCUGAGCACUGUAAGUAAACAAAGACAAAAUUUUGUUGAUGUAAUAUAAUUUAUUUGUGGAAAAUGAUGUACACAUUUGACUUGGUUCAGUGCAUUACUGUUCUUCAGCGCACGGUGAGUUGCUAUAUGGGCUCCACAGCACCACAGUUUAUUGCACUAUUGUGGUUCAUUUACAAGGCAGCUCACCUCUAUUAGGCUCAAGAUCAUGUCCGUCUGGAAGAAGUGAUUUGAGCAUUUUCAAGUCCAACGCUGGUCAGUGUAACAGAAAUCGAGCUAAUUUAAACCCUGUACCUAAUGAGGAUCAAAGGGAACAGGAGAAGCACUUUUUAGCAUGGGAUAUAAAACGUAGUGAAAAUAUCUGUAGCAUUUUGUUGCAUCUCAACCUUUUUUUUAGAGAUUUUUUGUUGAGGUAGAUAGUUUUAAAAGCAUCCAGACAACUUUUAAGAAUGCAAGACGUGUACAUGAAUGGUCACCUUUUUCCGUGAUCAUUCAGAGAUGUAGCAUACAGUGUUUUGCCCCCCCACCCAUGAAAAGACCAUGUAUUUGCUAAUGAAGACAUUAAUGGGAGGGGGGACCGAACAGGGUAGCGUUCUCGAAUAGAGACGACUAGCGAGAUGGAUGCUGUUGUUUGCAUAUAACCCUCUUUUCACUUUGUCUUCCCACGUUUUUUUUCUCUCAUACCCCCCUCACCCUUUUUGCUAUGACACCUUCAUUUGCAAUGCUAAUAGCAUGUGAUGAAUGUAAGAAUGCGGCGAGUAUCUAGGCCAGUUUCGUUUGCACCUCGUUCAGAGGCCUUUAGAGAAAACUGAAUGGAGAAACGUUGUUGCUCUAUAUUAGGCCGUCAUAGACCCUUUCUUUAAAGCAGCCGAUGUAGCCUGACACUCUCCGUUUCAUUUUUAUAGGAGGAGAUAAUAUUUGGAAGCAACUCUGAAAAGAUGCCAGGGAAUAUUAAAGGGAUGCUUCAGCGUUUUUGAACCAUUUACUGCAUGUGCAGUUGCUUUCUCUGUGUUUAGAAAAGAACAGAAAUACUGACUCAAAACACGCCUAUAAUAGAAGCCCAGUGGACGCGCUGCUUUCCUACCUUUACUAACUACAGAGACACCAAUCAAAACACUGUCCAUAGUAACCUGAGUUAGAGAUGCAGCAAAAAAAGGAUUUGGUUGAAAAACGGUGGAGUAUUCCUUUACAGGGGAAUUCCACCAAACUGUUUCCAAAUUUCUACUUAAUUGAAUCAUUAAUAUGUAACUCAUUCAGAGCGGUGGUGAUGACCUGGAUAUGCUUUACAGUGGUGGUGAUGGCAGCCAGGGGUCACAAUGUAACACAAUGCAAAUGUAGCCAUUUUAUUUACCAGAACAAGUUUUUACUUGUUUUGUGGAUUAUGCUAAAAUUCAGAAAUGUGUUUUUUGCUUUGGAACACACUGUACUGUCUUAUAUUAUAAGCUCUGCCAUUAAUGUAUUUUUAAAAAUGUUUUAAGCCAAAAUAUCACAGCACCAUAUCAGGCAGUAUGUUUAAUAAUAAUUUUGUGUAAUAGCUUUCUGUGAGGUAGUUUUUAGAGGCAUUAAACGCUUAUUAUUAUUAUUCCUAUCAGGGAUGUACAUGAGUGCUCUGACCAUUAGAGUUGUGUAGGCUGUCUUCCAUAUGUUACUCAUCCAGCAUGAAAACCCACCAGUUUCGCUCAGCUAUUUUUGAAUGAAUAAAGUUUUGUAGUGUAUUCCUCUGCAUGGUAAUAGAUUUUUGUGCAGCACCAGUGCUGUCAACUUAACAGGUACCGAGCCCCUAAAGUGCCAUUGCCCAAAAAUAAUGAAAUAAAUAAAAAUUUGCAAUGACAUUGUUUUCCCCUGCAACAUUUUUGUGUUCACUUGCAAUAGUUUUUUAUUCCCUCUCCUAGUUUUGCAUUCCUAAAAUCCAUUGCAUUUGCAAGGAAAUGCAAAAUCAUUGGCAGGGAACACAAUGUCCUUACUGUUUUUAAACCCCGGCCCUUUAGGGCUUCUGUAAGAAGGUAUUUAGUCUUAAUUAUCUGGUUAACCAAAUAUCUAUUCAUCAACUUUUACAAAUACUCAAAUAUCAAAAUUAGUCAAAAUGGACAUCCCUAGUUCCCAUCACCACCACUGAGAACAACUCUGACUGUGAGUUUCUCUUUAGAAGUGCAUAUCACAUCAGACAAUGAAUAUGCAGCAACUUUGGUGGAAUUUCCCUUUAAACUGUUGUAUUUGAACAAAGAAAAGACAGUCUGGUAUUAAAUGCUAUCACACUUUUGACCUGUUACGGAAGGGGAUGCUUUAAUGAUGGAGUGAUCUUUCUCCUUCCUCUCACCCUCUUUCUCCUCCUGUGGUGGAGGUGUGGGGACCUGUGGCUUUGGCCUCGUAAAGAGUUGCUGUAGGCCUGGAUAAAACGAAGCAUCAUAUGCACUGUACUUGUUAGACAAGCGUCACGCCUGCUACUUUAAUAACUCUGACAGUCAUCAAAGCAGCAGGAGUGAACACGGCUAAACCCCGAACCAGUUGGCUAAAGAAAAAAGAAUGUCUCACUACAAUGACUCGACUCGAAUCUUACCUGUAGCAACUCAGGUUAAGGUUUAUCCCGUAUAGGACGACUUCAACUGGCCUUAACUUUUAUUUCUGUGUAUCUUCAACACUGCAUGAUUAAGAGAUCAUUAUUUAGGACUAUUUGCACAUUAGGGUUGGAAGAGGACCUUAAGAAAACAUAUGAGUGUAUAUUAGAGUAGAAAAAUCUACUCUCUUAUUUUUUAUUGUUUAUUUUACUUUUUUUUUCAAAUCUGCAACAGGAUAAUAGUAAUGCAUCUGCGUAUGCGCAAGUAGUGUAUAUACUGAAUGGGCACAUGAUAUUGAAUAUACUUCGUUAGCAAGUCAUUUUACUUUGUUAUUAUGGAACUGCACCUAGUUUUGAAGAGAUGUUUGCAAUGUUUACACAGUCGGAGUUGCUCUCUCUCAAAGUACUAUGAGGUGAAACAAACCGGGACGUGCGUCACGUCGGGUGUCGUGUGGGUGUAUUAACUCAUAUAAAGCUGCAGUACACUGUCAUAUUUCAUCACUACAUUUAAGGUGUAUUUUUAAUCAUGUAGUGCGCUGUUUAUAAAUAGGUGCACUAUGUUGUCUUUGUCAACCAGGAAACCGUUCAGAGUGAAUGUACAGUUGCAUGCCUUAAACACCACAUCAAAGCGGUUUUGAUUGUAUUAUUUCCACAAACUCAUCAAAUUUGCCUGCAAAAACUUCAGUCUUUUAGCAUUUUAAAUUUGGGCCCAGUUCCUGCCUAUUUAUCAGGAACAACUGGAGAAUCAGCUGGACUUUGCUCACUGUGUAUCUGAAAACAGAUGUUUUGGUUUAAAGGAAAACUCCAGCACUUUUCAACUGAACAAGAUUUAAAUUUUUAUUAGGUACAGUAAACCGUGUCUGCGUUAGCUGACUGUAUGAGACGGAGCCACAGAGCAUGUUGAAAAAUGUAAGAGUAUUUCUUUAAAAGGGCCACAACAUGGAAAAACCAAUAAAAGUAUGUAACUAUUGUUAAAAUUUCAAAAAACUAACAUACGUACAAAAGUUCCUCAUCAAUUCACGCUGAAUUUUAUAAGGCAAGAUAUAAAAUACUGGGCAGCCAAUCAGAACAGAGACCAUUUACAUACAUUGGUCUUAAAGGCAAAAUAACAAACAGCCUAUUUAAUUCUGAGAAAAAGAGAUGUUGGAAAAUAAUCAUGUGAAAAAUUAUUUAUGGCUGUUUUGGUACAUAAAUCCACACCAACAUUAAAACGUAGGAUACGGGCCUUUUUCACACAGUAUCUGGUUGUUUGCUUUCCCUGGCAGUGGAAACAGAGACCUCUAGUGUUCCAUGCUCAUCAUUACAUUGAGCUGGUAUGAUGAAUGAUUUGGUUACCUUUUUGCAUAGUUUUGCAUCUUUUUUACAGAAAUGAUAUAGUAAUGUAGAACAUGUGAUGAUCUCUUAGUCAACUAGACAAGACAGUGGACGUCCCAUCAUCCUGUCUUUGUGACAGAGAUUAAAACUGUUUACUGCUUCAUAAUUCAGCACGAAGGAUUUUACAAACCUAUGUGCACUUACAUGUCAUGGUGCUCAGAGAAUCGUCCCCCAUAACCGACUCAUGGUCACUGCUGCGUCUUCAUGAGCUAAAGGCCAGGGGUGUUAGUUCCUCCACACAGAGCUACGCUGUUCUUAAUCACGAGUCCGUCUUAGUGUACUGCAUCUUUAUUUCCCUCUCCGCGUCUCACUGGUAUCUUUAUCUAUUGUUCUGUAUUUUGGGAAAAAAAGAAACAUAGCAUGACUGGAAAAAAGAAAAAAAAUCUAUGCAAGUGUUGCAUGAGAAUCUGAUUGUUUGUACACUUUCUGAUCUACUUUAGUAACGUAAUGAUUCUUCUCCUUGUUACGAUUCCCAUUCUGAUCCAUCUGUUUUGUACUGAGCACAGAAAGAUGGGGAUGUUUCCCUAAAAGUAAAACGAUGUGAAUGCUUCUUUAUAAUCUCAUGGGCUUCGAUACUUUCACUGUUUUUUUACAGUUCUUUUAAAAAGGUGCAGUUAGCUACAUACAGUAAGUAUAACGGUUCUGGAUCAGGUGUGAGUUUAUGUUCAGUGUGUGAAAUAUGGAUAUGAUCCUAAAACUAAUAUAUAUUAACAGAAAUUGUAAAUGGUUUAAAACCAUCAGUGUUUACAAAGGAAGAAAGAAACUGAAUGAAACUACUGUUAACCUAGAAUUUAAGAUCCUUAAGAUCCUUGAUGAGACCGUAGUAUGUGGGCAUGCUGUCGACUCCAGGCAUGAGGUCCUGAUAAAACUAAGCCUUGCAUGUCAGACACUUGAAAAACGCACCAAGGUUUAUUUUCUGUAUUUAGGCAUCACGUUGUUUUCUAGCGGACCAAUACAGUAACUACAAUAAACAGUUUCUUUUUAUUUUGGGGUAUAAGAAGCACAACUUUUACAGCGGGUCUGAUUUGAUUGAUUUGUCUGGUUUAUUCUGUAUGCAAUACAAAUGUGGAAAGAUGCCACCUUAGAACAUCAAGACUUCCUUUUCUGUAUAGGUAGAGAAAAAUAUACAUAUAUAUUGCACUACUUAUUUUCUUUCUUGAUGUCUGCUUUGUAAUGCAAUAAAUGCACUAGCUCUGACCCCAACAGACACUACAACGGUCUUCUGGCGCUGUCCACACGCCCUCUCGCCCCAUCUUUCUGAAGAAAAAACAUCUGCUUGAUGCUGUAUAGAAUGCUUUCUAUUUAAAUGAACCUUAAAAGGCUAAUAGUUAUAAUAAACAUAACAUUUUAUGUACUUUUAA
Molecule: messenger RNA, 7976 nt
Organism: Colossoma macropomum (tambaqui)
Lineage: Eukaryota; Metazoa; Chordata; Actinopteri; Characiformes; Serrasalmidae
Gene: cacnb3a
Product: calcium channel, voltage-dependent, beta 3a
Exons: 14
Coding region: 1-1689 (562 amino acids)
Biological process (GO): regulation of voltage-gated calcium channel activity; calcium ion transmembrane transport; neuromuscular junction development
Cellular component (GO): voltage-gated calcium channel complex
Molecular function (GO): protein binding; high voltage-gated calcium channel activity
Source: RefSeq, a predicted model, not a curated record